Nasonia vitripennis (jewel wasp) is the source of this 2371-nucleotide messenger RNA. RefSeq names its product serpin B6-like. The record is from RefSeq and is a predicted model, not a curated record. NCBI's taxonomy places the organism in Eukaryota, Metazoa, Arthropoda, Insecta, Hymenoptera, Pteromalidae. Gene Ontology annotation, molecular function: serine-type endopeptidase inhibitor activity.
AUAGUCAAGUUGGUAUUAUCAUCAGUUUGGAAUGCUGUUUUGAUUUUUGUGUUUAUAUAUAGGUAUAUAGGAUUCAAUGUUCAAAACACCAUGCGCUCGACGUUCGACUUUUGUUUCUUUCGCACGUUUGCACUCUUGUUCAGCUUCAAUCGGUCAUUGGCGUCAAACGGUCAUGUAUGUUGUCAUGUAUACGAGCAGUUUUUAUUAUAACUUAAAGUCCUACACAUUCUCUAUUCUGUGUUUUUCUUUCGCUCAUAGAUAAGAAAUUGAAGAUAUAUACUUAUGCAGCUUUGAAGAAGAAAGUUUGAAGCAAGCUGCACGAUGUCUCAACGUUAUAGAAUGUACGUAAGUAAUAAUGUCUCCGAGGACGAAUACGAAUUCACCAAUGAUUUUCACAAGGUUUAUAUGUAUAUGCAAUUACAUCUUUUUUUGUACAUUACCUUUGAUAUAAAUAAUAGAGUUUGUUGGUGUAUGAAUCAGAGCAUUUCUAACGGCCAAGAGAAAAAUUUCGUUAGUUCGGCGCUGAGCGCUCACGUUGUCCUCUCGAUGUGCGCGUAUGGUGCUAAGGAAAAGACUGCCGAGGAAAUGAAAAGCGCUCUCCAUCUACCUGCCAGCAUUUACUGGGAAAGCUUCAAGUACUUGCUUAAAACGAUGGAUGUAAGUAGUAUAGAUGAAAGAAGCAAUGAAAUCAAAGAUAGAAUGUUUUUGAAAAGUGAAAGUGAAAUCGGGAUUGCAAAUAAACUUCUAAUUGACAAGAAUAUUGUUGUAAGAGAUAGUUACAAAGAAGCUAUGGAAUCAAUUUUCCAUUCUGAAAUCACAGAAGUGGAUUUUGUUAAUGACGGAAGAAAUGUAAUAAGAUAUGUGAACAAUUGGUGUGCAAAGACGACAUGUGACAAAAUAAGAGAGAUAUUACCACCAAAAAAACCAAUUGAACCUACAACAAAGUUGAUGCUGCUAAACGUCAUAUAUUUUAAGGCCUAUUGGCAACAUAAGUUUAAUCCAGCUUUAACAAGCAUGGAUGAAUUUCAUAUUGACGCAGAAAAAACAAUGCAGGUUCAUAUGACUGAAAAAAAUGCAUUUCAUAGAACUAAAUGCUGUAGAUGCAAUUCCAAUUUCUUAAAUUAUAAAGAAGAUUUCAAGAUUGAUAGUUCUAAAGACUAUACCACGGGUUACAUGCAUACUAAUAAGAACAUUUUUUAUGUAAAUCUUAGUCUUCCAAAGUUUACAAUUGAAACUACUAUAGAUUUGCAAAAGAAUCUCAUAAAACUGGGUAUGCCUACAAUGUUUACUGAUAAAGCAAAUUUCAAAGAUAUAUCGAUUAAACCAGUGCUUGUUCCACGUUUGCAUGUUUCUGAAGUUAUUCAGAAAGCUUUCAUCGUAGUUAAUGAAGAAGGAACAGAAGCUGUAGCAGUCACACGUUUAACUGUAACAGGUGGUGGUUCAGUGGAAAUUCGGGAAUUUAAAAUUGACAGACCAUUUCUGUACCGAAUAGUUCACAAAAGUACCAAUGUAACGCUUUUUAGCAGAUGCGUUUAUAGACCGAAGUAUUAAUUAUGUUAAUUUUCAUACUUAGAUAAGCAUUCAAACAUUGAGAACGCUUAUUUUAUGAAUUGAUAUGUAUAAUUGAUCAUAAAACUUAUUUGAUCAUAUCUUGGUUGCGAAAAAGCGAUUUAUCUAAAGUAUAGGACUGUGAAGUUAGACUGUGUAGUCUCUAACUGUUGAAAAAUGUAAAAAUAAUUUUAAUAAUUUAGAUACAACAAUAUGUAUAAUUAUUAUAAUUUUAAUUCUUAUAAAAGUAAAGGGGAUUUUAAGAAUUAUUAAAAAUGCAAUAACUUUUACAGGUAUAUAUAUUUUAAUAUAAAAGCAUUUAUUAAAAUUAGCAUAGUGAUAGGCAACAUAAGUAAAAUGUUUGGCUAUUCACGUCAUGUUAGUAAUAGUCUUGACAAUUACAUUUAGUCGCGUUUUAACUGUAUGGUUCUUACAAUUACAUUGUGACUGUAUAUUUCUUAAUCUGUACAAAUCAUACAGCAUUUUUUACUUGUUUAAUAAAUGACAAAUCAUUUAUAAAUAUGUACAUGUGUGUGCCCAUUUAAUGAAAAAUAAAAUCUUAUGUAAUUUAUUACUUUUCUAACAUUUAUUAAUGUAUAGAUUAUCUAGUAUUAAAUUUGACGUUUAUUUUUGUUGGGCAACAAAUUUAUAUUCUAUUCCACAAAAAGAAACUAUUAUGACUUUUAUUUAUUGGACUAGGUUUUAUAUCUAUGAAUUACGUUAUUACGAGACGAUGUGAUAUCGUUCGUUCGAACGGGAAUAAUCGUUAAAUUUUCAUAUCAUAUUUUCCAUGAUUAAAUCCAUUCAUACAUUUAAUUAAGCG